ACAAGAUUCUAUUCAAGAACCAUAAAAAUGUCAGUAAAUGUACUGAAGCUAAAUUAAUAAUGGUGUUGGGAAAUUCAUGGGUGUCUGAAAAUUGAAGCACCUCAGAUUUCCACUUUAAGAGUCAUGUAUUCUCAGGUAGUCCCUCAGGUGGAGGAAAACUUGCUUCCACUCCAGAUCUUUGAGUUGGUUGACUAGGCCAACCUAGGGUCCGGAGAAUCUGCCACAGAUGCUCGACGGGGCUGGUGGGCGGGGAAGUUUGGGAGGUGGACGCUGGGUUUGCGUGUAUCGUCCCGAUGAAAGGCCUGGAGGUGCUCCAUACCAUCCCGGGGUCCAGGGAUUCCCUCGAUCGGUGAAGAUGUGACAUGUCUUUCAACGAGGCUCUGAAUGUUACCGUUCACCUGGUAAUCUCAUGGUUUGGGGGAGCCGAGAUGAUCCGUUUUGGUUGCCCGGUUGCCGGGCACACCAACGACCAGAGCCAAUCAGCGCCUCAAACUGGUCGAUCGCCAGCCCGGGGCUUUCUUCACGUGACCCGAUGCCUGGCCCCGCCCCUGCGGUUUCAGCGUGACGUCACCGUGACCCCGCCCCUCGGCCUCGAGGUCAUGUCGUUCCCUUGGCCGGAGGUCGGGUGAGGGAGCCAAUGGUGUCAUCGUAAGUUACAACAACAACAACAACAACAAUGCCGAAAAAGAAGAAGAAUAUUACUGUGUCCAGCCCAGCUCGGCCGCCUGGAUGUGGUCCACCGCCCAGCACCUCGGCGGCGGCUCCGGCUGCAGUUGAUCGGGCCCCAGUUCCUUCUCGGGCCUCGGCCUCCAGUUCGAUGGCUGCCGUAGCCGGCGCCAUGGGUUCCGGGGUGAACAAGGAGGAGCUGCUGGACCGGAUGACGGAGAUGUUUUCGCAUCUGGACCCGAGCGUCGUCUAUGUGGUGCUGUCUGAAUGUGACUUUAAAGCUGAUGAUGCAAUGGAUUCUUUAUUGGUACUAUCUGAUGCAGCUAAAGGAGUGAAAUCUUCUUGCUCCUCUGGGUUUGAAUGUGUGGCAGCUGCCCUGAGUGAUCAAGUUAAUGGUGACAACGAGGUAGUCAUGGAAGACUAUGGAAGUAAUUCAGUUGCUGCUUCUGAAAGUUUUAGAUGGGAUGAAAAAUUGGACCCUUCAAUUGAAAUUGAACUGGAGAAAUAUUGCAUGAACACACAUUAUGAACAAGGCACGUCUUUUCCUCAGUACCAUCCAUUUAUGAACCGAUAUAACUCUCCUAUUAACCAGUUUCCUAGUCACUAUGUUGGUGACCAGUUGCCUCAGCUAAUUCAAGCAAAUUUGAACUCUGCUGAUGGGACACAUUAUUCAGAGCAACAAACAGGUUCAGAUGCCAGCUCACCCCUCAGACACUUGUGUACCUUGAAUUCAAAAGAUUGUGAAGAAAAUUUGAGCCUUCAUUUUAAUAGUGAAAACAAUAUAGUUGAGAAAAGAUCAGAAGUUCAGUCAGAAUAUGAUAAGUUCUCUUCGGAAGCUAUUGAAAGGCCCAGCAAAAAUCCUUCCAUUGAGCAUGGAACUGUGACGGUUGCAUUUCCGACUAAUAUAAGGACAGAUGGUGCAGAUAUAUGGACAAAUCAAAGCGAAAGUCAUGGCCUGUCAGCAGCCAUUUCUAUGAAUAUUGGUGCUAUUGGCUCAAAGAAGUAUGGUGGCUCAGAACAACUUAGUCCAAAGUAUGACACACUUCCAAAUGCAGUGAACCACCAACUUCAACAUUUGCAAAGCAGUGAUAUUUCUGAUAAAGCAGUAGGAAGAUUUUCUGGUGCAGAUGGAAAUGAAAUGUGGUUUGGAUCAAAAAGAGAGAGAACAUCUUCAGAAAACUACAAAUUAUUUGGAGAACCUCAAGCAUUUAAAGGAACAAAUGAAUUGCUUCAGAAAAAUGUCUCUCUCUCGAAGAAGUCAUUGAAAGAUGAAGAGAAUGUUUCAAAAAAUAUGCAACAAAAUACAACAUGUUUUCCUUAUUGGUUUGAUAUAGGGAAAGACAGCAGUGGUGAAAAUCUCCCAAAAUUAACAAACAGUGAGGAAGCAAGUUAUCCUCAGUAUUCCAACAGUGUACAUUUUACAAAUAUUCCAACCAUGUCUCCAGUCUCAUGGAAUCCAUGGGCUCCUGAGUUCCAGCCAAUGAGUAUGGCAAAAACCUUCAUCACACCUGUGGCAAUGAGUCCUGUGAAACCAAGGCUUAGUGAUACUUCACCAUGGAAACGUGCUGGACCUGUGUCCAGUCCUGAUACACAUCAUCCAGUUACAAGUUCAGGUUCCAAUAGUUUGCUUUCAAAACCACGCUUAAAUCCACAUGGCGUACAACAAUCACAGACUUAUGAGCAUUCGUUUCCACAGCUCAUGAACAGAAAAACAAUGGUUACACCAAAGGUGUUGUUUUUGAUGAGGGGUCUGCCUGGAUCAGGAAAAAGUACUCUAGCCAGAACGCUUGUUCAACAGGGUCCUAACGGAAUAAUUUUAAGCACAGAUGAAUAUUUUUAUCGAUAUGGGCACUACCAGUUUAAUCCCAAUUUGAUUGGAGAAGCUCAUCAGUGGAACCAAAAGAGAGCCAAAGAAGCCAUGGAGAAGGGUUUAUCUCCAGUUAUAAUAGAUAACACAAAUACACAGUCUUGGGAGAUGAAACCAUACAUUUCUAUGGCUUUUAAAUACAAUUAUAAAGUUGCAUUUCGUGAACCAAAUACUUGGUGGAAGUUUAAACCACGUGAGCUUGAACGACGGAAUGUUCAUGGUGUGUCAAAAGAAAAAAUAAAAACAAUUUUAGACCAUUAUGAGCGUCAUGUGACGAUUAACACUGUAAUGACUUCAUCACAACCUACCUUCCCGGAAAAAAAAGCCAUAGAGCUGUAUCCUGCUGAAAGUGCCGAAGCUGGCAUAAUAAAUGGAGCAACAGGACCAGCAACUUCUCCAAACCGCCAAGGUUCACCUUGCACCCUGAUACCAGUUUUAACUUGUGCAGAAGAUUGGUCAGCUAUCAAAACAAAUAUAGCAUCAUCUGAUAACUUAGAACAAUGUUUACCGUCAUCUGCAAAUUUUCCCAGUGAAAGUAGAAAAUGUGAGACUGGACACGACACUGGUAGUGGUACAAAAUAUUCAGAAUUUAUAAGUGGUGAUAAUGUACAAAAAACAGAUCAGAUGUCUGGAUCAGAUGACAGCAAUUAUAAUUUCUCAUCUCAUUCUGAAACAGAAGAUGGGAAAAGGAAACUAACAGUGGCAACAGUUGAAUCUGAGGCUGAAGCAACAGAAAGUGCCAACCAACAGGACACUGAUGAUUUAACACUUGAUAAUUUACCAACUGCAUUUAGUACAUCUAUUGAUCAAAAAAUCGGAAAGGAAAGUCAGAACUGGCAGAGUGCUGAGAGUACAAGUAAUGAAAGAGUAGGAACAGCAAAACUGCCAGUUGAAGGGAACCCCUCAGGAGAAAGCACCUCAACUAAGGAGGAGUCAAAGGUUCUAGAGAAGUCCAGCAAUUUUGAAUCCUCAUCUUUAAAUUUUGUUGGAGAUUGGCCAGUUAUAGAAACACUGAAACCUCAAGAUCAGAGAAAAAGACGAAUCAGGAAGGUAUCAGAACUAAGUAUCUCAAAUAAAGACAAUGUAAAUCAAUCCAGUAAUUUGGAGUCUGUCAUUCCAAAUGAUUCAUUAAAAAAAGAUACUCUCAGUUUCAUUGAGCAGGAGAAUGUAGAAACCUCAAAUGAAUCAAAUGGUUCACAGGUUUCAGUGGAUUGUUCUGAUGAUGAUAUGCUGUUUUCACCUGUUGAAAACUUAACUCUGGAAAGCAUUUAUGAAAAUGGUGAGGAUCCUAAAAAUCCAGAAACUUCUGAAGUUCAAAUUUCAGAAGCAUUGUCUGAAAAGCACAUAAAUAAAAAAUCUUGGCAGAACAGAAGAAUGGGAAAAGCAUGCAAAUUGGCAUUAACAUUCACGAGUAGCAGCCCCAUCGUGGAAGAAUUUCUUGAGCCUGUGCCAUUAACUUCUGAUCAAGUGGAAAACACUGUUGCAAUUCCAGAGAAAUCAACACAGGCCAACUCAACUCAAACAGCACCUGAUGAUUUUGCUGUGUUAUGGAGAAUUGAGAAAGAAAAUACCAGUUUUGUUGAAGUUAAAAUAUUGACAGGAACUUUAAAUGGAAUUAAACCAACUGAUUUAGAUGCAAUACCAAAAUCCAUAAAUCCUAAUGUAUCAGUGCCCUACAGAGUGACGCAUGACAAAAGCACGUACGUAGAUGAAAAUGACUUUGCGAAUCGUGAAGAGAACCUACAGAUACUCAGUGAUUGUUUUAAGUGUAUUCCUUUUGAAGAUUUGAAUGAUUUAUAUGAGAAAUGCAACAAAGAUGUAGAAUGGACAACCAAUUUAUUGCUCGACUCUGGUAUGAAGCUUUCAAAUGAAAGUCCGAUAAAUAAUCAGUCAGGUUUAGACCAUGAUCUUAACAGCAGCAGUGUUGCAGAAAAGAACGAAGUGCCUCAAACAAAGAAAAUAGAUUUGAGUGAAGAGUCACAUGACAGAUCUGCAUGCGAAACAAAUCAGUUGUCCAGUGCCGAUAAGAAGGUUACAGACGUAUCUGGUCAAUCAUCAGAGACAAAUGCAGAAAAUGACACUCUGGAAUGGGUACAGUCUUGCCUUGACCUUGAAACCAUAAACCCAUUACCUGACAAUACUAGAGAACCUGUACUUGUAGAUGAAGAGUUGAAAAGUCCAAAUGAUGUAUUAGGUAAUUCCAGACUGACAUUUAACAUUGGUUGUGAACAGUUUACCAAUUCUAGUAAGGAAUAUAAUGUCGGAGAGAAACAGAGUGAAUCAAUGUUCAAGAAGAAUUUGGUAAACAAUGAAGUCUUGUGCAUGAAAGAUGACAUAUCUGUAACUUCAAAUGAAAACAAUAUAAAAGAAACAAACAACAUUUCUGAGUGUACAGAUAUAAACGAGACAACUCCAAUGUCGACACCAGAAGCAGAUAGCGUUACAGAAGAUCAGCCCAACUCUGAUGUAGGAAAAAUCUCUUCACAAGAGGAAAAUGGAAAAGAAGUGAAGACCAUCAAAGAUGGAAACACGAAUCAGGAUGGUUUAGGGUUGUACUCUGAUCCAAUGCAGAUUCAGUCUUUAGAACUGAGUUUGCCACCAGAAUUGGCAAUUCAACUUAAUGAUCUGUUUGGAUCAGUAGGUCUUGAUCCAGAUUCUUUGACUCCAGAAGAAUGUGUCGUACAGAUAGAUUUGAAUUUGGCAAAAAUUAUUCAUCAGAAGUGGAAGGAGACCAUAUUGGAGCGAAAAAAGGAAGAAUCUCUGUCCUAUCAACUCCUGUUGGAAGGUGGCAACUUAUCUGAAAAUUUAACAUGGAAGCUUGAGGGUGAAUUGGAGGAGGAAGAGCCGUAUGUUUCUUCUCCUCUGAAGUAUGAUAACAAACAGCCAAAGACGAAGUCCAGAAGGAAGGUAGUCCCUUUAUCUGCUUCAUUGACUGCAAAGACUGACGGAGUGGAAGGUUUUCCGUUUAUGGAUCAUUGGAGUGCUCAGGUUCCUAGUGUGUCAUUACGGGAUAUCAUGUCUGAGGAGAUGGAUUUUGAGACAAAGCAACACCAGUCUUUCAUGAAUUCUGUCCUGUCCACAAAGGAUUGUGCAACUAAACUGAAGGAAAAACGCCUCCUUGAGAUGUUUCCAGGCAUUGAUAAGCACUUCAUUAUGGAUAUGUAUAAAGACAACAACUAUUCCUUCGAACAGACAAGACAGUUUUUGAAGUCAUUAUUUGACUGUGAUUUAGAAUCAACAAAGGCCAUCAAAGUUCAUGAAGGUACUCAUCAAACUGAAUUGACUGUGAGCAAAAAUAAAGAUAAGGCAGUAAUGACCAAAGACAUUAAGGAAUCUCGAAGUGAGCAUGUUUUCCAAGAUGUAGAAUACCCCGAUUAUGAAGAUUUUCGGGUUGAAGCAGCUCUGCAUCGUCGCAAGCAGCAAGAUUGCUUCAGUAAGGCCGCAGCAGCUCAUGGAAGGAAUAUGAAAGCAGUUGCCACCUAUUAUGCACAGCAGGGUCAUCUUCAUGGUGAAAAGAUGAAAGAAGCCAACCACAGAGCUGCUAUAAAAAUUUUUAAGCAAGUAAAUGCAUCAUUACUUCCACAAAAUGUUUUAGACCUUCAUGGCCUUCAUGUAGAUGAAGCCCUGCAAUGCCUGGAGGAAGUGCUAUUCCAGAAGAUUAAUGAAUACCAGCAAAGAGGUGGUAAAUCUUACCUGUCUGUCAUAACUGGGAGGGGACGUCACAGCCAAGGAGGUGUAGCACGUAUUAAACCUGUUGUUAUUGACUACCUCAAACGCCAGAAUUUCAGGUUUAUGGAGCCACAGCAAGGUGUUGUGAAAAUCAAGUUGAAGUGAAGGAUUUGACAGGAAGAUUCCUUCCUAAUUCUAAGAGUAUGCAACUGUCUCACUUAGCCUUGCAGCAUUGGUGUACUGUAUCAAACAUUUAAGGAUACAGUACCUUUUUAAUAUGGCAUCACUCAGGGAGGUCGUACAAGACUAAAGACCGAGAAACGUUUAAAAUCAACCUGCAGCAAAAUCUUUAAAAUUAUUGUUUUCUUAUUCUUAGGGAUAUCAAUUUGACUCCUACUGGAGUAGGAGCGUCUUUUACACUGAAGGUGGUGUUCUGAUAAAUGUACUGACUGUAUUCAAUUCAAUAUUUUCAAUAUUUGUUUUCAUUGUCUUGAUCUCUAUUUCUGUUUGUGAUGAUUUGAAAUGUCUGCAUACAAGGAUAGCAGCUGCCUGUUCUGAAAUAUUUUGGGGCUGUAAAAUUGAGAGCAAUUUACUUUAUUGCUAAUUGCUUUAACCUGCAUGCUGUGGCUAAAAAUGAUUUACCUUAGAACAUAAGAAAUAGGAGCAGGAGAAGGCAUCUGGCCCUUUGAACCUGUUCUGCCAUACAUGAAGUUGCCCAACUGCAAAAUAUCUUUUGUUGACAUGGAGUAAAACCAAAUGGAUCAAAAGUUUGUGCAAUUGUGUGCAAAUUCAGAGUAUUUUUAAGGAAUCAGAAACUUAAGUUUUAACCUUUGUAAGCUUUUAACAAAGAAUAAGUUUGUAAAUGUGACACCUAAGACUUAACUAUAAAAUUCUUCACACUGCUUAUAUUUGCUAUAACUGUUGUAAAUCAAUAAAAUACAUUUUUAGUUUAAAGGCUGGUACAGUAAUAGCUGAGGUGGGGGAUGGGUUAGGAUGGGUGAUAAAGUGUUUAGUCAAGAAAAGGAAUUUGCAUUGGGCUGCUCUGCUUGAUGUUACUUUUCAUCCUAUAAAACUAGAUAAUGAAAAGUUCUAAUGCAAUAAAGAAGAUACCUCUGGGACUAGCACUACUUGGGGUUCUGCACUACUAACCUGUGAAUUAAUGUUGUAACCUCUACAAAAGACAGUAUUUACGAAAACCUUUCACUUUAUCCAUUAGGAUUUUUAAAAAGGCUAAUUAAAGUUUGAAUUUUAA
Pristis pectinata (smalltooth sawfish) is the source of this 7454-nucleotide messenger RNA. It is a transcript of the gene n4bp2, whose product is annotated as NEDD4 binding protein 2. The transcript has 16 exons. The coding region runs from base 677 to 6367 and encodes 1896 amino acids. The record is from RefSeq and is a predicted model, not a curated record. Gene Ontology annotation, molecular function: ubiquitin binding. NCBI's taxonomy places the organism in Eukaryota, Metazoa, Chordata, Chondrichthyes, Rhinopristiformes, Pristidae.